AUGGACGCCGCUUCGAUACUCUUUGCUCUCGCCAUCCUGCACACAGGCUACCGCAUCCAGUUAUGCUUCCGCGAACCUAGCGACAAGGAAAUCUCCCUGAAUGUGGAAUCAUGGUUUCCGCGGUUCGCCACCUCACCCAUCGGCCUGGUCGUCGUGCGGACAGCGGUAGUGUGCACCUGCCUCUACCAUGUCGUCAUCUCGCUCGCGCCGCCUAGUACACUUCACCAAGUGUGUCCGCAGUCAAAAUAUCUAGACCCGAAACUAUUCAUGUGGUCAAAGACCACCGUAGCGUCUCUCCUACUAGCCUAUGCAGGGAGUUAUGUCAGAUUUCAAGCAUAUGCACAACUCGGUCAGGACUUCACAUACCGUCUUGCCAAGCCAGAUGGUCUCGUCACGGGUGGGAUAUUCACAUAUGUACGGCAUCCAUCAUACACAGGUCUCUUCGCUGUUCUGGUAGCGCUGCAAUCUCUUCUCUUGCGCCAGCGCGGGUUGAUAAGCUGCUUCAAUCCUGAGUGGAUGACUACGGAUGAAAGGGUCGCGUAUAUUAUUCCUACAAUUCAGUUCAGCGUUUUUAUAUUGUUAUUCAUGGUAGCCAGAGUGGCGGAUGAGGAGAAGAUGAUGGAGGAAGAGUUCGGCCAAACCUGGAGGGACUAUUGCGCGAAGACAAAGAAGUUCAUUCCGUUUGUGGUGUGA
Dothidotthia symphoricarpi CBS 119687 is the source of this 693-nucleotide messenger RNA. RefSeq lists its product as uncharacterized. Gene Ontology annotation, biological process: C-terminal protein methylation. The record is from RefSeq and is a predicted model, not a curated record. The transcript has a single exon. Lineage: Eukaryota; Fungi; Ascomycota; Dothideomycetes; Pleosporales; Dothidotthiaceae. Gene Ontology annotation, cellular component: endoplasmic reticulum; membrane. Gene Ontology annotation, molecular function: protein C-terminal S-isoprenylcysteine carboxyl O-methyltransferase activity. Bases 1 to 693 code for a protein of 230 amino acids.